Messenger RNA from Loxodonta africana (African savanna elephant), 1344 nucleotides. RefSeq names its product RNA binding fox-1 homolog 1 (gene RBFOX1). Gene Ontology annotation, cellular component: cytoplasm; nucleus. Gene Ontology annotation, biological process: regulation of alternative mRNA splicing, via spliceosome; nervous system development. Lineage: Eukaryota; Metazoa; Chordata; Mammalia; Proboscidea; Elephantidae. Bases 1 to 1344 code for a protein of 447 amino acids. Gene Ontology annotation, molecular function: mRNA binding. The record is from RefSeq and is a predicted model, not a curated record. The transcript has 14 exons.
AUGCAGCAUCCUCUGACGGGGGCCACCUGCGUGGCGCUCCCCAACGUGGGCAUGUGUCCCCAGCUCUCGUGUGCCUUGACUUUUAUGUACUUACAGCAGGGUAACCAGGAAGCAGCAGCAGCCCCUGACACAAUGGCCCAGCCUUAUGCUUCGGCCCAGUUCGCACCCCCUCAGAACGGCAUCCCCGCGGAGUACACGGCCCCUCACCCCCACCCCGCGCCAGAGUACACGGGCCAGACCACCGUCCCUGAGCACACGUUAAACCUGUACCCUCCCGCCCAGGCGCACUCGGAGCAGAGCGCGGCGGACACGAGCGCGCAGACCGUCUCCGGCACCGCCACACAGACAGAUGAUGCAGCGCCAACAGAUGGCCAGCCCCAGACACAACCUUCUGAAAACACGGAAAACAAGUCCCAGCCCAAGAGGCUGCAUGUCUCAAACAUCCCCUUCAGGUUCCGGGAUCCGGACCUUCGACAAAUGUUUGGCCAAUUUGGUAAAAUCUUAGAUGUUGAAAUUAUUUUUAAUGAGCGAGGCUCAAAGGGAUUUGGUUUCGUAACUUUCGAAAAUAGUGCCGAUGCGGACAGGGCGAGGGAGAAAUUACACGGCACCGUGGUUGAGGGCCGUAAAAUCGAGGUAAAUAAUGCCACAGCACGUGUAAUGACAAAUAAAAAGACCGUCAACCCUUAUACAAAUGGCUGGAAAUUGAAUCCAGUUGUGGGUGCCGUCUACAGUCCCGAAUUCUAUGCAGGCACGGUGCUGUUGUGCCAGGCCAACCAGGAGGGAUCCUCCGUGUACAGUGCCCCCAGUUCACUUGUAUACACUUCUGCAAUGCCCGGCUUCCCGUAUCCAGCUGCCACCGCGGCGGCAGCCUACCGAGGCGCACACCUGCGUGGCCGCGGUCGCACCGUGUACAACACCUUCCGGGCCGCUGCGCCCCCACCCCCCAUCCCGGCCUAUGGCGGUGUUGUUUACCAGGAUGGAUUUUAUGGUGCAGACAUUUAUGGUGGUUAUGCUGCAUACCGCUACGCCCAGCCUACUCCUGCCACUGCCGCUGCCUACAGUGACAGAAAUCAGUUCGUCUUCGUUGCAGCAGAUGAAAUUUCUUGUAACACCUCUGCAGUUACGGACGAGUUUAUGCUGCCGACCCCUACCACCACACACUUGCUCCAGCCCCCACCUACGGCGUUGGUGCCAUGCCCCAAGGUUCCAGCCCCAGCACAGACUUCAGAGGAGCUAAGCUGCACACUUCCAGGCCUCUGCUGUCAGGCAGCUGAGAAUCUGCCUGCCUCUCCUCCCCUAUUACAAUUCAUGUUUAAAGUCAUAGUCGCCCAGGAGAGAAAAUAG